Messenger RNA from Gongylonema pulchrum, 399 nucleotides. The record is from the annotation of a GenBank genome assembly. NCBI's taxonomy places the organism in Eukaryota, Metazoa, Nematoda, Chromadorea, Rhabditida, Gongylonematidae.
AUGGGCAAGAAGUGCUAUGUGUGUAAGAAGAAAUGCGUUGGAGAGAUCCUGAAAGCGGAGGGCGAGAAAUACAUCCAUAUUUCUUGCUUCAAAUGUACAAGUAAGCUCUGUGCUGGCUUUGCUCUUGCAUUGUUCUGGUGGCUUACGCCACCAUCUCCACAGAUUCGCGCAGAGCAGUCGUUUAUUCUGGCACAAUAUGUUUCGGGAAGCUCGGAUUAUGGAGUUGAUCCGGUGUACAUCGAGAUCACCGAAGACUCUGUCCUGGAGUCAUGCAUGGAAAGCACUUUUCUUGAUCUGCCUAUAAAAUUAAACAUUGGUAAAAGCGCUACCCACCAAAAUAAUUCAAAAGUUUACGGGACACUGAAAGUGCAUGGGGAUUUCCCAUUGUAUCGACGAUGA